Molecule: messenger RNA, 2298 nt
Organism: Onychostoma macrolepis
Lineage: Eukaryota; Metazoa; Chordata; Actinopteri; Cypriniformes; Cyprinidae
Gene: cpsf4
Product: cleavage and polyadenylation specific factor 4
Exons: 8
Coding region: 530-1351 (273 amino acids)
Molecular function (GO): zinc ion binding; RNA binding
Source: RefSeq, a predicted model, not a curated record
CAGCAGACCUUUUAAUCAACAACCAACACGCUGAUCAAGACCAGCCUUUCGUAUAUUCUUUGUGCCGUCAAAGUUGUCAUCUAACGACAAAUCAUUAGAAGAUAAUUGACACACUUUUUAAUAUUAAUGAGGCGAAAUUACUCAUCUUAAGGAAUACAAUUUAAAAACGGCAUUCGCGCGUUCCCAGAAAAUCGAUGCUAUUGUAAUCGAUUGCACGUCCUGAAGUUCAGGGGUCACUCGUGAACAGCGCUGUGGAAGUAGACGGCUCUAAAAUCAACUGUUUAUUUACAAUGUUUAUCUUUAUCUUUACCGAUUUACUCAUGAGCUACAUUAAAAACCGUUUACCCAGUUAAUAAAUCUGUAUACCUUUUCGCUAUUCUCUCUUUUUACGUCUAGAAUUAAACCUGACCAACGGCAAACUGAUAAGUUGUUAACGUUAGCCAUUAAGACUUCUUUUAGAUUUCUGAUUAGGUGUUACAAAGAGAAGAGUUUCAUCUGCUGGUAAAAAUAUACACAAUAUACUACCAAAAUGCAGGAAUUAAUCGCGUGUGUCGAUCAUAUCAAGUUUGAUCUAGAAAUUGCUGUAGAACAACAAUUAGGCGCUCAACCAUUGCCUUUUCCAGGAAUGGAUAAAUCUGGCGCAGCUGUAUGCGAGUUCUUCAUGAGAGCUGCCUGUAUGAAAGGUGGAAUGUGUCCUUUCCGACACAUCAGUGGAGAAAAGACUGUGGUGUGCAAGCACUGGCUUAGAGGUUUAUGCAAGAAAGGAGACCAAUGUGAAUUUUUACAUGAGUAUGAUAUGACAAAGAUGCCUGAAUGUUAUUUCUACUCUAAAUUUGGGGAGUGCAGUAAUAAAGAGUGUCCAUUUUUGCACAUUGACCCAGAAUCUAAGAUUAAAGAUUGCCCGUGGUAUGAUAGGGGGUUUUGUAAGCAUGGUCCGGAUUGCAGGCACAGACACACAAGAAGAGUCAUCUGUGUAAAUUACCUUGUUGGCUUCUGCCCGGAGGGCAAGUCAUGCAAAUUUAUGCACCCAAGAUUUGAACUCCCUAUGGGUGCUGCUGAACAGCCACCAUUACCACAACAGGCACAGUCUCAGCAAAAGUUUAAUUUCCAGCAGCAAAACAUGCAGCCCAUAAACAGGUUAUCACAGUCACUCAUCCAGUUAACCAACACCAAUAUCAACAACAACCAGAGAAUGCCAAAUGCUGUUGGGAUAGUGCACUCUAAUAACAACAUGGGUGGACCUCGCGGUCCUCGUCCACUGGAUCAAGUUACAUGCUACAAGUGCGGUGAGAAGGGCCAUUACGCAAACAAAUGCACAAAAGGACACCUGGCUUUUUUGAGUGGACAGUAAAGUUUUCUACAAAAAGGAUCUCCAAUAAAUGGAACUAUAACUUGCAAAGUGACAUAUUUAAUUCCUGGUACAUUAAAGAAAUAGUUCGCCCAAAAAUGAAAAUUUGCUGAAAACUGCCUCACCUUCAGGCCAUCCAGGAUGUACGAGGUUGUUUCUUCAUCAGAACAGAUUUAGAGAAAUUUAGCAUAACAUCACUUGCUCACCAGUGGAUCCUCUGCAGUGAAUGGGUGCCGUCAGAAUGAGAGUCCAAACAGCUGAUAAAAACAUCACAGUAAUCCACGACUCCAACAAUUUUCAUAUUGUGAAGUGAAAAACCGCAUGUUUUUAAAAAACAAAUCUGUCAUUAAUGCAGGUGGAUUAUUGUGAUGUUUUAUCAGUUGUUUGGACUCUCAUUUUGAAGGCACCCAUUCACUGCAGAGGAUCCACUGGUGAGCAAGUGAUGUUAAAUUUCUCCAAAUCUGUUCCAAUGAAGAUACAAACUCAUCUACAUCUGGGAUGGCCUGAGGGUGAGUACAUUUAAAUUUUUGGGUGAACCAUUUCUUUAACUUUUCACUGCAAAAGCUAUAGUCGAGGGACAUAAACGUGGCUCUACCUCACUGUCCAUGUGCCAAGUGCGUCUCAGUUAGUACACAAUGAAAACGUAGAAUGAUCAGUAACCACCGUUUUCAUAGAUUUUUGUUUUACUCUCACAUGAAACCUUAUAGUCUUUUGUAUUGGAGCAACAAGCAUCUUGAUUGCUUAAACUUUAAAGCAAUGGUGAAAAUAGAGCAGAGUAUAUGUUUUUAGAGAAAAUGUUGUCAAUUAACAACCAAAAUUAUCCAAAAUUGGAGAGGCAGAAAGGACAUCACUUUGUAGUCCAUCAGGAUGUGUGUUUAUAUUAAAUGAAACCGUUUGUUGGGUUGUUGUACUUGUUACAAUAAAGAUUUACUGGAUUUAUGAAACCAUUA